Messenger RNA from Salarias fasciatus (jewelled blenny), 2846 nucleotides. RefSeq names its product leishmanolysin-like (metallopeptidase M8 family) (gene lmln). NCBI's taxonomy places the organism in Eukaryota, Metazoa, Chordata, Actinopteri, Blenniiformes, Blenniidae. Gene Ontology annotation, molecular function: metalloendopeptidase activity. Gene Ontology annotation, cellular component: membrane; cytoplasm. Gene Ontology annotation, biological process: cell adhesion; proteolysis. The record is from RefSeq and is a predicted model, not a curated record. The transcript is spliced from 16 exons. The coding region runs from base 249 to 2252 and encodes 667 amino acids.
AACCGGGACCGGCCGCAGCUGUCACCGCGCUCAUCCCUCCUUCUGCCGGCCGGUGUAACGGUCAUCCCCUCCGCUCCUCCACUCCAGCCCCUACCAGCCUCUCCUCGGUCGUUUCCCCGGGAUGUCACUAUGCUCUGAUUCACCCCGCGAGCGAUGAAUGACACACGCACCGAGGAGACCGGACCGAGACCGGCGGAGGUUCUGUUGACUUCGGGCUGCCGAGCCCCGCUUGUCGGGCAGGCCGGAGGAUGGAGCCGAGGCUGAACGGGGGUGGCAAGUCGUCCGUGUCCCGGUUCCUCCUCGGCCCCGUGCUCACACUUUCUCUCCUGGCAGCACUGGCGAGCUGUCACGGUACCUGCAAGCACCGAGCCCCGAGUCCCGACGAGCUUGUCCACCAUGUGUACCUGAAACCCGACCGUCUGACCAAAAGAAGCUCUCCUGACAACCUGCAGCUGAAGAUAAAGAUCAUCUACGACAGCAGCGUGGACCAGCUGCCUGCAGACAAGAGGAGACUGGUCAAGGACAAGCUGUUCCCCCAGGCCAUCGACUACCUGCAGCGGGCCUUCAGCGUGCGGCGCCGGGUGGGCCCGGUGCUGCUCAGCAGACAAUGCGCGACCAACCAGUACAUGAGGAAGAGAGAUGACCCCCACCGCUACUGCCAGGAGGCCUGUGCAGACGUCACCCGCUGCGGCCCCGUCACCGUCCCACAGCACCACCUGCAGCAAUGUAAGGUGUGCAGUGAGUCGGGGAAGUCGUGCGGCCCCUCGGGGCCCCCGGACGGCCCCGGCGUGGAGGGCUCUGACUUCGUGCUGUACGUCAGCGGCGUCACCACCGAGCGCUGCGGCCAGGAGAACAUCGUGGCGUACGCCGCGUACUGCCAGCUGGAGGCCGAGCUGGACCGACCCAUCGCCGGCUACGCCAACCUGUGUCCCGCCAUGAUCUCCUCUCAGCCGCAGGAGUUCGAAGGGAUGCUGUCCACAGUCAAACACGAGAUCAUUCACGCUCUGGGUUUUUCCGCCGGCCUCUUCGCCUUCUACCACGACGACGACGGGAAACCUCUGACCCCUCGCUUCGCCAGCGGCCUGCCGGCGUUCAACGAGAGCCUGGGGCUGUACCAGUGGAGCGAGGCGGUGAUCCGGAGGGUCACCCGGCUGUGGGACGUGCGGGGAGGGGUGAUGGUGCGACACCAGGUGCACGUCCUCGUCACGCCGCGCGUCGUGGAGGAGGCCCGGAGGCAUUUUAACUGCCCCAUCCUGGAGGGGAUGGAGCUGGAGAACCAGGGCGGGACGGGGACGGAGCUGAACCACUGGGAGAAGAGGCUUCUGGAGAACGAGGCCAUGACGGGCUCCCACACCCAGAACCGGGUCUUCUCGCGCCUCACGCUCGCCAUCAUGGAGGACAGCGGCUGGUACCGCGCCAACUACAGCCUGGCGCGGCGGCUGGACUGGGGCCGCGGCCUGGGCUGCGACUUCGUCAUGAAGAGCUGCAAGUUCUGGAUGGACCGGCAGAAGCAGAGGCGCCACGCCGUGACGCCGUACUGCGACACGGUGCGAGCCUCGCCGCUGCAGCUCACCUGCCGGCAGGACCAGCUGGCCGUGGCCGUGUGCAACCUGCAGAAGUAUCCGCAGGAGCUGCCGCUGGAGUACCAGUACUUCGAGCGGAUCCCGGACGUGGCGGCCGACCAGCUGCCGUUCUUCGGCGGCGCCGUGGAGAUCGCAGACUACUGCCCCUUCAGCCAGGAGUUCAGCUGGCACCUGAGCGGAGAGUACCAGAGGAACUCCUACUGCAGGGUGGCCGAGAACCAGCCAGACAGGUGGAGGAACUACGGAGCAGAGCAGUACGGUCCCGACUCAGUGUGUCUGUACCAGAAGUCGGCCUUCGUCAUGGAGCAGUGCACCAGGAAGAUGACGUAUCCCGACUGGGGCUCCGGGUGCUACAAGGUCUCCUGCUCGGUCCAGGGUUUGUGGGUCCACGUCCAGGACCGCUCCUUCGCCUGCGGCCGCCGCGGCCAGCUGCUGAGCGUCAGCGUCCGGGUCAACGACUGGGUGUACAACGGCGUCCUGGUCUGCCCCGCCUGCAGCGACUUCUGCGACGACUGCCCGCCGCCGCACCAGCUGCUGCCUGCCAACGCCUCCAGGAGCGGCCCCAUCGACCCCUGCUCCAGCUCCCCCGGUCUGGCCAUCACUCUGUGGCUGCUGCUGCUCAACCUGCUCCCCCUGGUGGCCGGACUGCUGCUCUGCCACUGCAGCUGAUGACUCCUUUGCCGGUUUCCCACCUUCAGGUUUCUGUUCCCUCUGAGCCGAAUCUCCGGCACCGACCCUGUUUGACCCCGUUUGACCCCGGCGGUCGUCCUCCUCGCUCCGUUCCAUUUCAGUGUGUGUUUACAUGCACUUAAGUAACCCGGUUUAAAGCUGAUGGUGCGGCGAUGGAGGCCUGGUUCUCCACUCACACUGCUACAGCUUCUCGUUAUUUAUAUAUUUAUAUAUUUAUUUAUUUUGGAGCUACGCUCAAGUCUGUUUGCUCACAGCGACCUGUAAACGUCUCCACGUUUGGGCUCAGUUUGCCCUCAGGAGGGGCUCACAGGCUCGCCUCGGCCCGGCGGAUCCUCUCUGGUCAGAGUGAGCCUGCCAGUCUGCACUGAGGGUUUAAUGAGUGAAGACGGAGAUGUUUAGGAGUCGCUGUGGUCAGACGUCCGUCAGGAUAAACACAUUUCCACUACACCAGGACGUCUGCCGCCUUCAGCACCAAAAGAGACGGUUUCACUGAUUUCCACCAAAAAACCAGGUUAAUUAUCUGAAACAAAGAAAACAAUAGUAUCAGUAAAUACAAUCACUGUGAGUUUCUUA